This is a messenger RNA of Papaver somniferum (opium poppy), 957 nucleotides long. RefSeq names its product high mobility group B protein 1-like. NCBI's taxonomy places the organism in Eukaryota, Viridiplantae, Streptophyta, Magnoliopsida, Ranunculales, Papaveraceae. The transcript has 8 exons. Bases 217 to 612 code for a protein of 131 amino acids. The record is from RefSeq and is a predicted model, not a curated record.
CUCUGUGGAAUAGCAAUUACCUAAUUUACCGGUUAAACCAGUAGUUUCACACUAUGACUUCCUAGUUCCCAUGAAUCAGUUCCGGUCAUACUCGAUUCUCUCUGCUCUCCUUCUUCACUUGCUUCUUUACUCAGCCAUUUGAUCAUCGAUUUCCUCUCUUUUCUUAAGGUGAUUGUAUUCCUCUAUGACUAGUUUCGGGACCUUACCGGUGUUGAAAUGAAGGGUGCGAAGGGAAAGGGGACAGUGAAGGACAAAAAAGAAGUGUUGAAGCCUGUAGACGACAAAAGGGUUGGAAAGCGGAAAGCGGCUACUAAGACAGAAAGCAGUAGCAAAAAACAGACGAAAAAGGGAAAGUUGGCCAGCAAAGACCCUAACAAACCAAAGAAGCCCGCUAGUGCCUUUUUCGUGUUCAUGGAGGAGUUUAGGAAGACUUACAAACUAGAGAACCCUGACGUGAAAGGCGUAGCAGCAGUUGGGAAAGCUGGUGGGGAAAAGUGGAAGUCCCUUUCUAAUGCGGAGAAAGCCCCGUAUGAAGCUAAAGCUGCCAAAAGGAAAUCCGAAUAUGAAAAGGUCAUGGCUGAUUACAACAAAAAAACAGGAAAGUAUCGCUGAUGACGAUGAGGAGGAAUCUGAUAAGUCAAAAUCUGAGGAAGAUGAAGAUGAUGACGACGAAGAUGAGGAUGAUGAUUGAGUUGAGGGUGCUAUCUAACUUCAGGAGUUAUGGUAAAUCCAGGCUAUUGACUCUGGAUUUUGUAUGAUCAUACCUUAAGUUGUGUGUGGUUGCCUUUUAAUGUGGAAAGAAAUGCAGCUAUACCGCUGACUUGUUUCAUGUUAGGUUCACUUGUGUAUUUGUGAAGCAUGUGUAUCUUAUAAAGAUAUCAUGUAUGAAUGGUUCAUAACAAUAUCACCCUCUUUCCGUUUCCUCCAAGUUCAAAUAUAUUUGGAUGUUAAUCGUCA